Giardia duodenalis is the source of this 702-nucleotide messenger RNA. RefSeq lists its product as uncharacterized. The record is from RefSeq and is a predicted model, not a curated record. The transcript has a single exon. Lineage: Eukaryota; Fornicata; Diplomonadida; Hexamitidae. The coding region runs from base 1 to 702 and encodes 233 amino acids.
AUGGGUCUGGGUAGUAUUUCUUGGUUCUACAAAGAGCCUCAGACCACCACGGUUCGGCUGUUUGACGUCUUUGCCCAGGGGAGAGACUAUAUUACUCGGUCAGAUAUCCGCCGCGCGCUUGCUGGAUUGAAACUGACGCCGACCGCUGACGAGGUCUCCGCCAUAUACCGCGAGGUAGAAGAGCUUUCUAGCAUGACGCAUCCAGAAGUAUCAGAGAAGCUCGUUUAUCCCAUGUUUGAGGAGAUGCGCCAUGCCCCACCUUUCACACCUCUUUACUCCUGCACCUUGAAUAUAUUGGCGGAAUAUAUGAAGUAUAACUGUGCUUACAUUCACCGGGGCUAUGUCACAGAGGACAGCAUUGAGACCGCUCUUCUCAAGGAGUCGAAGAGCCCCGAGUUCAUAGACAACGUGAAAAGAAAUCUUCUGCAGCUCUCCUUCAACGUGCAGUUCAAGCUUGUGAGCGUCAGAGAGCUCUACUGCUUCAUGAAACAGAUCAUCCCUAAUAACUGGCGUCAGUACAUAUGCGAAAGCAUACUAGAAAAUGUUCCGAUAUCCACUAUAGUAGAGAGCCUCUGUGAAGUGGGGUUCAAUGAGAACACGGUGAUCGAAACAGUCCGGCUCAUUGCUAGCGAGGGAAUGGUGUCUGCAUUUCCUGCGUUUCUAGAGAAGACAUCCCAGGCCGUUGUUCAUAUCUAUCAAUAG